This is a messenger RNA of Engraulis encrasicolus (European anchovy), 1678 nucleotides long. RefSeq names its product chromaffin granule amine transporter. Gene Ontology annotation, biological process: transmembrane transport; aminergic neurotransmitter loading into synaptic vesicle; xenobiotic transport. The coding region runs from base 68 to 1627 and encodes 519 amino acids. The transcript is spliced from 16 exons. The record is from RefSeq and is a predicted model, not a curated record. Lineage: Eukaryota; Metazoa; Chordata; Actinopteri; Clupeiformes; Engraulidae. Gene Ontology annotation, cellular component: terminal bouton; synaptic vesicle membrane. Gene Ontology annotation, molecular function: xenobiotic transmembrane transporter activity; serotonin:sodium:chloride symporter activity.
UAAAGGAUUUCCCCCCUUUGAUCCGAUUAAUUUGUUUAUUUCAUUCAUUUUAGUCGUGUAGCGAACCAUGGCUUGGUUGAACCCGAUUGAGUGGGUGAGAGAAAGCCGGGGGUCCCCCAGACUGGUGCUGGUGGUGGUGUGUGUGGCUCUUCUUCUGGACAACAUGCUACUGACAGUCGUGGUUCCCAUCAUCCCCACCUUUUUAUAUGCCUUGGAGCACCCGACCUCCUCCCCUCUCUCCUCCUCCUCCCUCAGCACUACACAACCACGCCAGAGGACAUCUGCCUCACCUUACAUGCUCUCUCUCUAUGGUAACGCCACCGUCAAUGAACAAACCUCUAGCAUCACCACUGACGCAGUGCUAGCCCCUGGGCCCUACCUGGCUGGGAACGGGAGUGAGGAGGUGGGUCAGGGGCAGCAGGAGGGCUGUCUGGAGGAGGUGGAGGACAGCCAGUUUCUGGAGGAGGAGAAUGUGCGUGUGGGCCUCCUGUUUGCCUCCAAGGCUCUGGUCCAACUGACCGUCAACCCCUUUGUUGGGCCGCUGACAAACAGGAUUGGAUACCACAUACCGAUGUUUGCAGGGUUUGUCAUCAUGUUCCUGUCAACCAUAUUGUUCGCCUUUUCAGAAACAUACAGCUUGCUGUUCUUUGCUCGAUCUCUUCAAGGAAUUGGGUCCUCUUUCUCCUCUGUGGCAGGAUUAGGAAUGCUGGCGAGUGUCUACACAGAUGAUAACGAGCGAGGUAUUGCCAUGGGAGUAGCUCUUGGAGGAUUGGCCAUGGGGGUUCUAAUUGGUGCCCCCUUUGGCAGUGUGAUGUAUGAGUUUGUGGGAAAAAGCUCCCCUUUCCUCGUGUUGGCCUUCCUUGCUGUUUUUGAUGGAGUUCUCCAACUAUGUAUUCUUCAGCCCUCAAAAAUAUGUCCAGGAACGACAGUGGGAACUCCAUUGAUAGACCUUCUGAAAGACCCCUACAUUCUCAUCAGUGCAGGAUCUCUGUGUUUUGCCAAUAUGGGUGUGGCCAUGCUUGAGCCGACUCUGCCCAUAUGGAUGAUGCAGACCAUGUGCUCACCAAAAUGGCAGCUCGGAAUGGCUUUUCUUCCAGCCAGUGUAUCUUACCUUAUCGGGACUAACCUGUUCGGUGUGCUGGCCAACAAGAUGGGAAGGUGGCUGUGCUCCAUGAUAGGCAUGCUGAUCAUUGGCAUCAGCCUUCUCUGUGUGCCUCUUGCAACAAGUAUCAAUGGGCUCAUAAUACCAAAUGGUGGCCUUGGCUUUGCAAUCGGAAUGGUGGAUUCCUCUAUGAUGGCGAUCAUGGGCUACCUGGUGGAUAUUCGACAUGCCUCUGUAUACGGCAGUGUGUAUGCCAUUGCAGAUGUGGCAUUAUGCAUGGGGUUUGCUAUAGGUCCAUCAAUAGGAGGUGCCAUAGUGAAACACAUUGGCUUUCCCUACCUCAUGGUGAUCAUUGGUAUUAUCAACAUUGCCUAUGCGCCUCUUAGCUACUUUCUAAGCAAUCCAGCUGUAAGAGAAGAAAAAAUGGCCAUUAUUGAUCAGGAAUGUCCAAUGCAUGUGAAGAGCUACGAGACACAGAGACCGCGAGAGUCUCUCUCUGACAGCAGUGAGGAGAGUGAAGAAUGAGAAACAGCAGCACCCAUCUGAUUAUGUUACUUACUGUAUGUUGUGAUGGAA